This is a messenger RNA of Eimeria tenella, 891 nucleotides long. RefSeq names its product TCP-1/cpn60 family chaperonin, putative. Gene Ontology annotation, biological process: protein folding. The transcript has 6 exons. Gene Ontology annotation, molecular function: ATP-dependent protein folding chaperone; ATP hydrolysis activity; ATP binding. The record is from RefSeq and is a predicted model, not a curated record. Gene Ontology annotation, cellular component: chaperonin-containing T-complex. The annotation marks the transcript as partial. NCBI's taxonomy places the organism in Eukaryota, Apicomplexa, Conoidasida, Eucoccidiorida, Eimeriidae.
AUGAACAUCGCCACGGACGAAUUCGGAAACCCUUUCAUCAUCCUGCGGGAGCAGGAGGAGAAGAAGCGGCUGAAGGGGCUCGAGGCCCACAAGGCGAGGGCAAACAUAAUUGCUGCGAAGGCCGUGGCGGACUCCCUGCGCUCUUCGCUUGGCCCUAAAGGAAUGGACAAAAUAAUUGUGGGGCCCGACGGGGAGAUAACAGUGACGAACGACGGGGCCACUAUUUUGGAAAAGAUGCAGGUGAAGCACCAGUGCGCCAAGCUGCUAGUGGACCUCUCGCGAGCUCAAGAUGCAGAAAUUGGAGACGGCACGACGGGCAUCGUUAUCUUGGCCGGGAACUUGCUGUCGGAGGCUUUGCGGCUGAUGGAGAAGGGCAUGCAUCCGCUGCGGAUUGCGGAGGGCUUCGAAGCUGCUGCGCAAAUCGCAGUCGAAACCCUCGAGAAGAUUGCCCUCGAAAAGGACCUCCUUGGACGCGACAAACACAUCUUGCUGCAGGCAGCAAGGACGGCGUUGGGGUCGAAAGUGGUGAGCAGCUGCAAAGAGCACCUGGCCGAGCUUUGUGUGGAGGCAGUGAUUGCCGUCGCGGACAAAGAGCGAAAAGACGUCAACCUCGACAUGAUCCGGCUGGACGCCCGCGGCGGCGGGCUGCUGGAACAGUCCCGCGCAGUCCGCGGCGUCGUGCUCCACAAAGAGCUCAGCCACCCGCAGAUGCGCCGCGAGACGCCGCGCGCGCGUCUGCUGCUGACGACGAGUCCCUUCGAGCCGCCGAAGUUGAAGGCGAAGCACCGGCUGGACGUGCGCGGCGCGGCGGCGUUUCGCGGGCUGCACGCCGCGGAGCAGCGCUACUUCGCGGACAUGGUGCAGCGCGUGCGCGCCGCCGGCGCCAACUUC